This is a messenger RNA of Stegostoma tigrinum, 2830 nucleotides long. RefSeq names its product prolyl 3-hydroxylase family member 4 (inactive) (gene p3h4). Gene Ontology annotation, biological process: collagen fibril organization; peptidyl-lysine hydroxylation. Gene Ontology annotation, cellular component: endoplasmic reticulum. The coding region runs from base 104 to 1408 and encodes 434 amino acids. The transcript is spliced from 7 exons. NCBI's taxonomy places the organism in Eukaryota, Metazoa, Chordata, Chondrichthyes, Orectolobiformes, Stegostomatidae. The record is from RefSeq and is a predicted model, not a curated record. Gene Ontology annotation, molecular function: collagen binding; protein binding.
GUGCACUAAGACCCUGUUCAGUUCUGGCUGCCUGCUCCUCCCCCGGGCUUGUGGAUGUGAGCUCCGUGCAGACAGUGAGGGGGGGGGCGGCUGAAGUGUGUCCAUGGAGCGUGUAGCAGUCUGCAAUAGGAGCGGGCCCCUGUCCUUACUCCUGCUGCUGUCCUUGCUGCUAGAGGCCGGGGGCCAGUAUGAGAAGUACAGCUUGCGGAGUUUCCCAGAGAGGGAACUGGUUCCCCUGGACUCUGCGUACCGCUACUCCCAGGAGCAGAGCGCCGCCGCCAACUGGGCGGAAAGUAUUCGGUACCUGGAGCUGAGUCUCCGGCUCCACCGGCUGCUGAGAGACAGUCAGCUUCAUUGCCAGCGUAACUGUAGCCUGGGCCCAGCCGCCGAGCCCACCCUGAGCCCCGGCACCUUCAGCGAGCUCCGAGCCUUCGCCCAGAUCCUGAAGCGCGCUGUCUGCAUCAAGAAAUGCAAACAGUCCCUGGCUGUGUUCAGACUGCCGCCCCCGGACAAGGACACCCUGCAACAGUUUGAAAAGCGGGUUCCCUACAGAUACUUGGAGAAUGCUUAUUUCCAGAUUAAUAACCUGGAGAAAUCUAUUGCUGCUGCUUACACAUUCCUCCAAAAGAAUCCCAAAGACGCUGCAAUGCAGAAGAAAAUGGCUUAUUAUAAAACCAUCCCGGACAUUGAGACUUACCUUGUUGAUGUGGAAGCACGGGAACAUGAGACAUUGUUUCUGAAGGCUGUGAGGGCUUAUAACAUUGGGAAUUUCCGCAGCAGUAUAACCGACAUGGAGCAUGCACUCCCCGAGUAUUACAAAGCGUAUGAGGAAUGCAUCAGUGGCUGUGAAGAAUCAUGUGAUGUUACCGCAUUCAAGGACUUUUACCCAGCAGUGGCAGAUCAUUACGUAGAAACACUGAAAUGCAAAGUGAAAUGUGACCAGAAUUUAACUCCCAAUGUUGGUGGAUUCUUUGUGGAGAAGUUUGUUGCGACUAUGUAUCAUUACCUACAGUUUGCAUAUUACAAACUGAAUGAUAUUAAGAAUGCAGUACCUUGUGUAGCUACCUACAUGCUCUUUGACCCACAAGAUGAAAUCAUGAAGCAGAAUCUGGUGUAUUAUCGGUUUUAUCGGGAGCAGUGGGGUUUACAGGAGGAGGAUUUUCAACCUCGCAGUGAUGCUCAUCUCUAUUAUAACCAGACUCAGCAGCAGAUUCAGUUACUGGAAUUUGCAGAUACUUUCUUGCAGUCAGAUGACGAGAUGGAAGUGUCGGAUGAAGCAUUUUCCCAGAGUGAGGCAGAUAUAACUGAUGAAGAGUUUGAGGGAGAAGGUGACUUUGAGGAAGAUAUCCUUGCUGAUUGGUGGCAGCAGCCAAAACAGAAAGGAGAUUUGGACGAUGUAUCUGAUUAGAUGUGGACUGGACAACGUGCCCAAUACCUCAGACAUUAGUGUGUGCAUGUGUGAUGAUGGAAAUCAGUAUGACGGCGAAAGAAUACAAGUUGAGAGAGAAAUUUGUGUUUUAAUGUCUCUGCAAUCUUUACACUGGGUGGAAAGGAUAAGAUGUGAGAGAGAGAGUGUGCAAACAUCAGAGGUGCUUGGAAGAUGGAAGAAAAUGUUUUGAAAUGUCACUGGUUUUCUUAAAAUCUCAAUAUUAAUCAACCUCAGUGCCCACCUAUUUAUGUUUGUAGAGAAGUUGAGUAAUAAAAUACGAACAAAUUCCUGGAAAUAUUCAGCAGGCCUGGCAGCAUGCGCUAAGAGAGAAACAGAGUUAAUGUUUUAAGUUCCUUCAAUUAUGAAGAGUUAUAUUGGACUCAGAUAUCUGUUUCUCUCAGAAACUGCCUGAUCUGCUGAGUACUUGCUGUUUUUAUUUUAAAUUUCCAGCAGCUGCAGUAUUUUGCUUUUAUACGAGGAAUAAAAGAACCCCUUUCCCUAGUAUUCUUUCUGCAGCAGCUUUGUACCUAGCCCAUUGCUGUAAUCUGCUCUGUCCAAGCCUGUUACCUACAGAAUCUUGCAGCACAAAAUGAGGCCAUUCAACCCUAUUGUGUCUGUGUGUGCUGUUCAGAAGAGCUACCCAUUCAUCUCACAUCUUGUAGCACUAUAUAUUUUUCCCAUUCAGAUGUUUUUCCAAUUCCAUUUAGCAUUCAUGCCUGUUAGUCCCAGGCAGGUCACUUCCAUAUCAGUGACCUUUCACAAGAUAACAAACCUCGGGAGUUUAUCAUCGUUAGUGCUGGUGAGGACAUUUACUCACCCAGACCUGAGUAUUAAUGAGUUGCCUUUGGGAUACGUUUUCCUGCAAUAAACACUGAACUUUGAGCUCGUUUGUUACAAAUAAUUUUUUCUUUGACUGUCACUGUUUCCCGCUGUUGGGUCUGUCCUGGUAUAGCUGGGAACCUGGGCUGAAUGAGCUGAUGCAAAGAUGUUGAUGGCCCUGUAACUCUGUCAUUGAUCUCUGCAUGGUUUGCUUGUAGGUUAGUGAGUGAAAUCUGCACCUGUCCCUGGGAACAGGUGAGAAUGGGUUACCUUUAUCUCCCCUGUGCCAGUGUCUUUCUUUUUUUAAUAAAUUAAAAUCUUGAAAGAAAACACGCCGACAAUAUUUCCUGUUAAUGCCCUGGUGAUCUUCCUGCUGAGGUGUUGUUUCUUGCACUGACGUGGAAGUGUAUAGUCAGCAUGUGGAAACUGGGCAGCUCCUCGGGUGGAACAAACUGAGUUGUGAUGUGGGCUGUGAGCAACAUAGGAUCUUUCAAUUCUCUCACCUGUUCAGUCGGUGUGUUGGUGUUGGAUGGCUGCAGAGUAUAUAAUAAUUUAAUAAAAGUCAGAUUUUGUAUUUUAAAA